AUGUCUGGCCUGGGUGAACGUGCAGGUAGUGAGCACAACCUGGCCAUGUAUCAAUCCAACCUGGAAUGGCAGAACUUUAAUGGCUCUCUCCCCAACGGAGCAGUUUCAAUCCACAACGGAUAUGAGGGACGCACCGACUAUGUUGCCAAAUACGGUAGCACGGCCGGCUUCUACAACCCUGACAAGGGUCCUUACUGCUUCUACCCCUAUUGUUGGAAAGAGCAUCGUGGCUCUCCAUUUCAGAUCCUGGUUAACAAAAACAACUUAGAUCUUUUACAAUGGAAGGAUGGCUCCAACGGUUCAGUGCCUCCAAAUGCAGUCCAGACCUGCCCUGGCAGUGGUAUAUAUGUUGGGAAGAACCAGUAUGGUCUUGGAAAGGUAGAUGUUGAAAAUCAGUCCUUCUACUAUCCGUGGGGAGGUAAGGAGUAUAAGGAAAAUUCCUACCAGGUCCUGACCUUUAUUUACAACUAUGUAAUCAGCGAGAACAUCUCUGUUGACGAGUAUACAAUUGAUGGGGUUAAACCCAUUCAGUAUCCUCCAGAGAUCAUGGAUACAUCACCUGUCCUCACCAACAAUGAUUGCCGUUCAGUGAAACGGACAACUACCCUCGAAAAGACAAUCCAAAAGGAGCAAAGGUGGGACACCAGCUUUCCGUUUACAGAGGGCAUCAAGUGUACCGUCACUGCCGGAAUCCCCAAAAUCAUGUCCAUAGGUAUCGAGUUGGGCACAGAAAAAACUCUCCAGUUCACCAAGGGGACCACUCAUACCGAGUCGACCACCCACGCUGUUUCUGUUGAGGCUGGAAUACCACCAAACUACUCCUGCCGUGUCAUUAUGGUGGGAUAUAAGUACGGGGCAGACAUCCCUUUCACUGCAAAACUCACACGCACCUAUAGAUAUGGGCAGACCUUUUGUGAAUACAUCUCUGGGACCUACAAAAGUGUCCAAAUGGGAGAAGUCCGGGGUGUGGUGGAUCGCUGUGAACCUAUACCUGAUCCCAAGCCCUGUCCCUUAAAAAAAGAGUAA
Perca flavescens (yellow perch) is the source of this 1026-nucleotide messenger RNA. RefSeq names its product natterin-3-like. Bases 1 to 1026 code for a protein of 341 amino acids. The record is from RefSeq and is a predicted model, not a curated record. Lineage: Eukaryota; Metazoa; Chordata; Actinopteri; Perciformes; Percidae. The transcript has 2 exons.